Molecule: messenger RNA, 4875 nt
Organism: Yarrowia lipolytica CLIB122
Lineage: Eukaryota; Fungi; Ascomycota; Dipodascomycetes; Dipodascales
Biological process (GO): Golgi to endosome transport
Cellular component (GO): endosome; trans-Golgi network
Source: RefSeq, a predicted model, not a curated record
AUGUUUCGGUCAAUAUCGCCAUUGCCAUUCUGGUCCAAGGAUGCGACCCAAGACCCAAAAAUGAAGAAAUACACGUCAGCACUAGAGAAGGCGCUGGCUCUAUGGGACUCGGUCGACGAAUGGGCAGACUACAUUUCGUUCAUUGGCAAGCUGCAGAAAGCACUCAAGAGCCAUUCCAACCCAUCCUACCUGCCGCUACAGAGCGAAAUUGCCUCCAAACUGGCCUGGUGUCUGCUGCCAAACCUGCCGUCAGGAGUGCACCAGAAGACCCUGGAGGUGUACCGUCAGGUGUUUGAGAUACUGCGAGGUAUCGGCGACUAUCACAAGAGUCUGGACGGCAAAUCGGUGGACCCCGUGGCCCAGGGAAUCAGAGUCUGGCUCCCCGGACUGCUCCCGCUCAUGGCAUAUGCAUCCAUUAACGUCAAGCCCAUCUUGAUUGAGGUACUUCAGGAGGACAUUGUGGAGAAGCUGCCUCAAGCGACUCUCAAAACGACAAUUCGACCGCUGCUGCUCUCACUGCUUCCCGGUAUCGACGACGAGUCAAGUGAGUCAUUCCAGGCGUGCUUUGAUCUCAUUCAGAAGCUCAAGCUACGUCUCCAUGAUGAGCCCUACUUUUGGCAAUGCUUCUUCCUCACCAUUGUAUCCGCUCCAGAUAAGAGGCAAGGAGCGCUGGUUUAUGCAUACAAAGAACUGCCCCAGUUCUCCAAGGUCGAGGGCAUCAAUGAAUCCGACAAGAUCAUUCACAGUCUAUCCUACGAAGCCCAGUCAGCUGUCACUCCGGAAUGUGGCCUGCUGAUCCGGGCCUUCUGUCGGGGGCUAGAGGACGACCAACUCCUUGUCCAGCGAGGUUUUCUGGAACUAUUAGUCAAGAACCUGCCUCUCGAUUCUCCUGUCAUUACAGGCCUGGCCUCUAAGAGCGACAUUUCUCUGCUGAUGACAAGCGCGUGUGCCGCCGUGCUCAGAAAGGACAUGUCUCUCAACCGAAGGUUGUGGGCCUGGCUUCUUGGACCCGAUGAUGUUUCCAUGAAGGAGUACUUUACAACACACGGCCGAGAUGCGCUUGUCCAGGGCAUCCUGGCUCUGAGUUCGCCAGUGAGAGCUUCCAAGAUUUCUCUCUCGUUGAUGGAUCGAUGGGAAAUUGGAUCUACUGUGAUUCCAGAGAUUCUGACACCCAUUAUCCAAUCUGUCUACGACUGUGAAAAGAGACCUGACUACCAGGAUAUUGUGUUGUCAGCCUCCGCCUUUGUUGACUCAGUGGAGGCAAUCAACAUUUGGGCCGACAUUCAAAAGAUGCUCAAGACUGGCUCUCUAUCUUUGGCUUUAUUCACACUUCAAACCUUCAAUCUUUCGGACGAAGAGAUGAUUGUCAAGCAUGCUCCUUUGGCACUACUGAGCCAUCUUCUGUCUGGACGUUUUUCUCAGUGGAAAGAGUGGAACGAGAUUGCUACUCUGUUGAUUGAACUCAUCCCCGAGCGGGCAUUUUUACCAGUGGAACAUUCGACGCUCACUGAUGGCGAUUUCCAAGUGUCCACUAUUGAGUCCAAGGUCGAAGAGUACUACGAUGGCGAGUGGGCCGAUGGAUAUGGAGCUGCUGAUGUUUACUUGUUGCUUCUACAGACCUCCACUCGCUUGGCUGAUGAGUUCUUCCAGAAGGUCACUGCUGAAUGUAGUAAUAACCCAGCCAUCUUCUCCAAGCUUGCACUCAUCAUUUCCGAGCUACAAGCCAAGCAGGUUUCUGGUUUUAAGUCUGAACAGCUGGAAAAAACUCUACAGCUGGCAGGUGAAGAAGCAGUGGCUCAAUUCGACCCCUUCUCCAGCUCUCCCCUGCCUUCUCUGCCUCCCGUGGCUGUCCUGGGAUGGACCAGGCUGUACCCGCUGUUCCCAGCGAAUCUUCUUGCUCUGGUAGGAUACAUUUUCACAUCAUUAACCCCCAACUCACAGUACUACAACGGCCCUUUCCACAAUGCAGAGCUGGUCAAGGCGUUGUGGUCUCUUCAGGCUGUUCACGGUAGCGAUGACAGGGAAGUGGAGGCUGCUCUGAGUAUUCUGUUUUCGAAACCCUGUGAUGAGAAGUCACAAGUGUUUUCGGCUAUUUGGCAGCACUCUCUUUCGGCACCCAACUUCUCCAAGUUAUUGGCUCGACCCUUGUUCCUGUAUCUCGACUUGCUUCCUCUUCCUACCUCUCAGUUGGAGCUCUAUGGCAGCAAUGCAGGCAAAAACAAAUUCCUCGCCUCUGAUGUGUCGUCCAAUGAGCUGAUUUCCCUGGCUUUUGCAUCGGAGAAAUCUCUUGCUGGCUCUUACUGGCUCAACACAGUGGCUUCGAGCGGGUCGUGUGAUAAACUAUUCUCACUUCUCCUAGACCCUCUGUCCAAGUCCGCAUUUUUCAGCCGGCCAACCGUUGAAGGCAAGCUGCUGUUUGAAGAGUCCGAUGACCUGGCUCUUUUCGCAUACCACGUCUCAGCUCUCACGAAGGUUCUUUCUGCCAAUAAUUCUAGCAUGGCCAAAUUCCAUUUCAACAAGGAGGAGGUGGAAGAAUUUGACAUCAACGAUUACUAUGAAGGCAAAUCCACCUAUGCCGCUUGGACUGCCAACCUGAUGGCUCAUUUUCUGCAAUUCCAGGCUGUUGAUACGCUGGCAUACAGUUCAGCUCUGUCUGCAGUGCUCAAGCUGUGUUCCAUUCUGCUUGAUUCGCCUCUCUUCCCUACUUCCAAAGCCAAUUGGGAGGUAUUUGUGCGCGUGUUGGUGACUAAGCUGUCUGACUUGGUAAACCAGGACUCGGAGCUUCAGGUCAUCGUGCUUGCAGUUCUUGCCAAGGCUCUGCAGGCCUCGGAUCUUUCCAUGACGCUUUCCAAGAGCGAAAAGUUCAUUGGAAACGGUCCUGUGGACAUCCCCUUGGUGUCUGAAACCUCAGAUGUGAACAUUCCCGGUGUUUUUAUUGCUGUUGUUCUGCAUGGCUUGUCUUCUCGAAAGGGCGUUAUCAUCAGUUCGGGAUGGAUUCACUUCCUAGAGUGUCUGCUCGGAAUCUACUCUACUGAUUUGUUCCAGAUUAGCAUUGCUAUCGUCGAGAGACUGUGUGCUCUUGUUGAUGGUACCCCCGUUGCUUCUCUGCAGAAGCUUUCUACAGGCUCCAGGGAGGUUCUGGUCGAAGUUGACGACAAGGACGGCGAGAAGGACCCUGCAGUUGGCGAUACAGUCACUGAUGUCACGGCACCUCUGUCUGACUCCAUUAUUCCUUACCUGACAGGUCUGGAAUACUGUCUCGAGUCCCUUUAUCUUGCUUACACCAAGGUCGAGGCUUCGCAGGAGGAACUAAAUCUCAACUCCACGGGGUGGAUGACCAACGUGGUCAAUGGUGUCUUAUCUCUGGAGGAGCCUACAAAGGGCAAUGGCUACAGAAUGAUUGUUCUGUUGUGUUUCCAGAAUGCCGUCAAGAGCUGCUUCAAUCUGUGGCGGAAGGUCGAUGGACAGGAGGCCGAGGAAUACACUUUGGACAGCGUUGUCUACCUUGGCCAGCGGUUGAAAUUCCGAGCUCGAAAAAUUCUCGACAAGCUGUUCUCUUUCGAGCGAGGUGAGGUUCUUCAAAUGCUGAUCGAGCUUUCGGAGGAUGAUAUGCCCCAUGUGUUGAAGGUAUUGCAUGUUCUGGAUGGCUCUCGGCCCAAGCUGUCGGUGAGCCAGUUGCUUCAGAGUCUCUCAGAUGACCAGAAGAAGUCAACGGCCUCGUUCCUUUUGGCUUAUGUGAAGUCUCUAUCCAACGACGCUGUAGAGGACAUUUACUCGGACUACAUGGGUUUCGCCCGAACCGUCAUGCUGAACCCCGUGCCCUACAAGGAAAUCUUGUCUCCCACCGUUCAGACCCUCACUAUUAUUGGAGUCAAGAUUGAUGGCAGCAACUUUGCCAACCGAAAGGUGAGCAAGGAAAUCUCUGAUGCUGUUGUGAAGCUGGUCGGACAGGUUACCGAUGAACAGACUCUCAUGAAGGUGGUUCCUGUUCUGCGAACGAUUCUCAUUGACCAAGACAAGGUGAGUUCCGUUUUGCAGGGCAUUGUGAACAACGUCGUGAUCCCCAAACGGUCUUUUGAGUUACUCGGCGUCAUCACUCAGAUCCCAGGAACCGUCAAGGUGUGGAAGAGUGCCGUUCACGACUUUUUCAUCGAGGACAACUUUGUCUACGAGGCUCCCUGGCCCCAGAUUCUGUCCAAGUGGUCCACGUGCACCAAGGAGGUUUCUGAGCUCAUCACCGGCUCAUCUGGUGUCUUCAACUGGGGCUCUCGAGGUAACAGUGUUCGACGUUUGUGUUACCUGUUGCUUUCUGGCCAGGAAGACCAGUUUGUGCUUCAUAUGAAGGAGAUCAAGGGCAUUCUGGAUGAGAUUGAGCUCGAGUCCUUGUUCAUUGCACUGCGUGCUAUUGUUAUGCGGUUCUCUGCCACUCAUCUGGUUCCCAUUUGGCCUCUGGUUGCCCACAACCUGCAGGUUAUAUUCGAGGGUCUGCUGCAAGGUAAGGAGACGGAUAACCGAAUCGUGAUGAGUGCCUGUAAGCUGCUCGAUCUUGUGCUGGUGCUUAACCAGGAGGAUUUCCAGCUGGAUCAAUGGCUGUUUGUCACCGAUUCCAGUGAUGCUAUUUACGGACACCCUUACGGUAUUCUGGAUCAGUUGGCUGAGUCUACGCCUGUCAGCAGUGAUGAUCUUCAUCUGGAGGAGACUUCCAAGCGACGGCCUUUGCUUUUUGGACAGAAGAUUGGUUCUCUUACCUCUCUUGCACAGCUAAAGCCUUUCUUUGACCGGCUCUCCAUUUACAACUACGAAAGUGUUUACGCUCUCAAGGAGACUGAUCAGGAGGCUUGUGAGCUGGAUCUCUUGGCCGAUAUCCAGGAGUAA